AUGGUGGAGGAGGAGGAGGAUCUUAAAUCCUCUGGUGACAUGGUGGAAGAAAAUGAGCCCAAAAAAGGGUGUUCUGGUGCUCUCUGCACACCAAUCAAUUGGUUCAAAAUGCUGUGUGCGGAAAUGCAUUGGAGUUUUGUAAUGGGGGUGGUGGUUGUUUAUGGAAUAAAUCAAGGACUGGGUGGAGCUCUUUAUCGUGUGGGCACAGAAUAUUACAUGAAGGAUCCUCUCUGGGGUCUCCUCACCGAUGUUCUCCCAAUUUUCGGGUAUCGAAGACGGCCUUAUUUCAUUGUAGCAGGUUCUAUUGGUGUGAUCUCCAUGCUCGUGCUAUCAUUCCAUGAAAAGCUGCACAUUGCACUUGCCCUUUUGUCAUUAAUAGCUGGAAGUGCUGGAGUGGCUGUAGCAGAUGUCACCAUAGAUGCCUGUGUUGCACAGAACAGUAUUAAUCAUCCGUCACUUGCAGCCGAUAUGCAAAGCCUGUGUGCCCUGAGUUCCUCCAUUGGGGCACUACUGGGAUUCUCUGUUAGUGGUAUCUUUGUUCAUCUUAUAGGCCCUCAGGGGGUAUACGGGUUGUUAGCAAUCCCAUUUGGACUUGUAUUCUUAAUUGGAACUCUGCUUAAGGAACCUCAUUCUCCUAAUUUGGCUUACGCACAGGUCAAUCAGAAGUUUAUUGAUGCUGGCAAGGCUAUGUGGACAACGUUGAAAUGUCCUCAUGUAUGGAGGCCAUGCUUAUACAUGUACUUUUCCCUUGCAUUAAGCUUGAAUAUCCUUGAUGGAAUGUUCUACUGGUAUACAGACUCGAAGAGCGGUCCAUCUUUCUCACAGGAGAAUGUUGGAUAUAUAUUCUCCAUUGGUUCAGUUGGUUCCCUUUUGGGGGCGGUACUCUAUCAAAAUGUUCUAAAGGAUCAUCCUUUCCGGGACUUGCUGUUCUGGACUCAACUGGUUUACAGUUUAUCAGGAACGCUAGAUUUGAUGCUGGUCUUGCGAUUGAAUUUGAAAUUUGGCAUACCAGAUUAUUUCUUUGUUGUGAUUGAUGAAAGUGUAUCUCAAAUGACUGGAAGGCUCAAAUGGAUGCCUCUUCUUGUGCUUAGCUCAAAGCUUUGUCCUCCGGGAAUCGAAGGAACUUUUUUGCUCUGCUCAUGUCAAUCGAUAAUGUUGGACUUCUCUCAGCAACAUGGGGAGGAGGCAUCUUACUGCAUAGUUGAUCCCAACUCCUCCAUUCUUCCAACUGAAAUCUUGAAUACAAAAGAGGAUAUUGAAACUCAAGAAACAGAGAACAUUGAAUUGGUCUCCCUUGUGAACAGAGUUGAUGAUAGAUAG
This is a messenger RNA of Prunus armeniaca (apricot), 1320 nucleotides long. The record is from the annotation of a GenBank genome assembly. Lineage: Eukaryota; Viridiplantae; Streptophyta; Magnoliopsida; Rosales; Rosaceae.